Molecule: messenger RNA, 434 nt
Organism: Paramecium sonneborni
Lineage: Eukaryota; Ciliophora; Oligohymenophorea; Peniculida; Parameciidae
Source: the annotation of a GenBank genome assembly
UAAAAAUAUCAUACAUUAAUAAUGGGGAACACUCAAGGAAAAGAAGUAUAACUUAAUUUGUAAUUUAGUUAUCUCCAUAAAUGAGGGAAAGAGUCCUUAAAUUAUUUGCUAAAUUCGAUGUAGAUGGUUCUAAGUCUAUUGAAAAAACAGAAACAAUUAAAUAUUGGUAACACUUUUACUUUACAACUGCAGGAAAAGCAAUUUUGCAAAACUCAAUACUGAAGAGUUAUUCAAAUCAGUCGAUACUGAUAAUAGUGGAACAAUAUCUGAAGAAGAAUGGUUAAAUUUUUGGACUAGUGUCUUAAGAAGUGGACAUACUGAAUAAGAAAUAUCUGAUGAAGUACUUUAUAUAUAUAUUUAUUAGUUAGAAUCUAUUGAAACAGGAUCAUCCUGGUGUAAAUUUGAGAAUUUAGAUAAAAAAAGUUGAUCCCAAU